AUGGAGCCCUCGCUGUCCAUGUGCUGCUGGACACGUCUGGCCUGCACCUGCUCCGCAGACCUCGCGGCCCUGAAGGAGGUGCAGGCCUUGGCGAAGGAGGCAUUCGCCCCCGGGGCGGCUUUGCCUCGUCUGGUCGCCAAGGGCCUCGCCGCCUCGGCGGCGCUGCGGUUGCUGCACCUGGCAGCAGUGGACGCGCGAGCCAUGCCCAUGCCCGUGCUGGUCAGCGCGGUCUACUCGUGGGCUCACCUGGGCCUGCGAAACGGGCGAAAGCCCAAAAGGAGAUCAGAGCACGUGGCGCUGCUCGCCCAUGAAUUUGCCAACGGCAUUGCGCCGCAGGGCAUCAAGGAGUCCAUGCGUCUUGAGCUGACCGCGGUGGAGACCGCGGUGUCGCUGCGCCUCGCGCUGGGCGGCAGCCUGCAGGAGGUGGCGAUGCUGAAGUUGGUGCCCUCCGAUGCGCCAGGCAAGCUGGACCGUCGCGCGCUGGUGGCGCCACCCGCUCCCCGAGGCGCCACGCAAGCCACGGCGCUGAUGUGGGCCACGCGGCAAGGGGUGCGCUGGGUGCAGUCCAUGCUGCGGCUGGGUGCUGACCCAAAUCAGCUGACGCCUUGCGGUUGGUCAGCGCUGAUCUAUGGUGCCGCCUUUGAGUCUCGGAACAUGUCGCUGGAUGGCGUGUCGGAUUCCACGGAGGACUACGGGGGCUACCGCAGCCGCAACCGCGGGGUGGUGGGGCCUUUGCUGGAUGCCCGGGCGGACCCCAGCGUGCAGUCGCUGGCCUCGCAGGAGUUCCUGUCCGCCUUCGGGCCCUCGCCCGUGGACACUUUGUUGGUCAGCGCCGAGCUGCUGGCAGCCUUCGAGGGGGUGGAGGGCGGCUGGGCGCAGGAGCUGCUAAGCAGCUGA
This is a messenger RNA of Effrenium voratum, 897 nucleotides long. NCBI's taxonomy places the organism in Eukaryota, Dinophyceae, Suessiales, Symbiodiniaceae. The record is from the annotation of a GenBank genome assembly.